AUGGGAAAAACCACCAGCAAACGCAACGUCGAGCGUCACGAUCCUCUUCAUGUUGAACUUGCCGACAAUCCUGAUCAGGGCAUGCGUCGUAAGACUGUUCGUCAAAAGUUUGUCGAGCGUAAUCAACGAGACGAGACCGUCGAGGAAUACCUUGAUCCCAAGCUCUCCAAAAAGAUUCUCAAGAUCGCACGUGAGCAGCAAGAAGAAAUCGAAGGCAAGCAGCAACCUGAUGAACCUAGCAACAACAACUUUGAGUCAAGAUUCCCUCUCGGAUUUGAUCCAAGUGACGACGAUUUGGAUGCUGAGGAUAUGCAUGGCGAAUACGAAGAGCUCGAAUUGGAUGAAGAGGAUGAUGAGAUCUUGAAGCAAUUCUUGCCAGCUGCUCCUGUUGAGAAACGCACAUUGGCUGAUCUUAUCAUGGAGAAGAUCGAGGAAAAGAAUGCAAAGGAUGAAGCUGCUGCUAAUGGUGAAGCACAACAAGGUCCAGCAAUGAAUCCAAAGGUCGUAGAGGUGUACACAAAGGUUGGACAAUUGCUUUCACGGUACAAGUCUGGCAAGCUUCCCAAAGCUUUCAAGAUCAUUCCAUCACUCGGCAACUGGGAAGAGAUCAUCAUUCUUACACAGCCCGAGAAUUGGAGCCCUCAAGCCACUUAUGAAGCUACUCGUAUGUUUGUAUCCAACUUGAAGACUGAACAAGCACAAAAGUUCAUGUAUUAUGUGCUCCUCGAUCGUGUGCGUGAUGAUAUCCAAGAGAACAAAAAGCUCAAUUACCAUUUGUAUAUGGCACUCAAGAAAGGUCUCUACAAGCCAUCUGCUUUCUUCAAGGGCUUCCUUUUCCCUCUAUGCGAAUCAGGCACAUGUACAUUGAGAGAAGCUGCCAUCAUUGGUAGUGUCUUGUCCAAGGUUUCCAUUCCCGUACUUCACUCAUCCGCUGCAUUGCUCCGUCUCGCUCAAAUGGACUACACCGGUCCCAAUUCUCUCUUCAUCCGUGUUCUCCUCGACAAGAAAUAUGCUUUGCCAUACAAGGUCAUUGAUGGAAUGGUUGAACAUUAUCAGCAAUUCAGAAACGAUCCCCGUGAAAUGCCUGUAUUAUGGCAUCAAUCAUUGCUUGUUUUCGUACAAAGAUACAAGCAGGACCUUGUCCCCGAGCAAAAAGAGAUCCUUUAUGACGUUAUUAAACACAAGCAUCAUCCCGAAAUUGCUGCUGAAGUGCGCCGGGAACUUCAACACGCACAAUCCCGUGAUGCCAUUGAUCAAAUGGAUUACGACAGCGACAUUCUCAUGGAUUAA
This is a messenger RNA of Lichtheimia ornata, 1290 nucleotides long. RefSeq lists its product as uncharacterized. The transcript has 6 exons. Gene Ontology annotation, cellular component: cytoplasm; preribosome, small subunit precursor; nucleolus. Bases 1 to 1290 code for a protein of 429 amino acids. NCBI's taxonomy places the organism in Eukaryota, Fungi, Mucoromycota, Mucoromycetes, Mucorales, Lichtheimiaceae. Gene Ontology annotation, molecular function: snoRNA binding. The record is from RefSeq and is a predicted model, not a curated record. Gene Ontology annotation, biological process: rRNA processing.